AACACGUAGGCAGAUAACACUUUCCCAUACUUCCAUGUCGCUGGUCGAGUUGCACGUCGAGCUGCCCGCCUACGCUCACUCAUUCACGGUCAAUGUCGACAGCGGGUCCACAAUACUGGCGGUCAAAGAGCAGAUUCAGACAGUUUGUGCAGGCCGACCUCGUGUUGAUGGACAGAGACUCAUUUGGCGAGGUCGAGCGUUAGCAGAUCAUGAGAAGCUGGAUUCAAUUUGGACCUCCCCUGACGAAUCACGGAUUGUUCAUUUAGCGGUUCAUCCUACCGCUUGGUCGGAAUCACCGCCACAGGUUCCAAGAACUGAAUCUUCAAUUUCCUCUGCUUCGCUCGCAUCGUCUUCAAUUGACCGGCUUCUUGACUCACUUUCCCAGACGCAAUCGCGGACUGUUCCUUCGCUGUCGUCGUCGCUCGGUUACGUGAUCUUCCAGCAUCGCAAUGCCCUCCUCGCUCUCAUGCAGUGUGAUAUUGUUCGAAUGUCGCAUCCAACUACACCGAGGAGGGAGGCCAUGAGAUAUCUUGCUAGUCAAGGCUGGUCGUGGCCAGCUAUCUUCGACAAAGACUAUCCUCCUCGUACGCCUGGUGGCGUGAGGUACAAGCCAGUUGUACGAGAAGGUAAGAAUUAUCUGAGCUUGGAGGAUCCAUCACAGGCCCCUACCGCAAUGCAGCAGCAUGCGCUACAGGUUUUGUCUUAUACGCUAUCCAUUCUAAAAUCAGAUGCAAUUCCUGCACCAACUCGUACUGUUUCUCAGACAACGCCGCAGGAUGCUAUCCCUCCCCAAGUUACUGCACUCCUGCAGCAACUUGGGCUUCCGCAUGGUACUAUUCAGAAUCCUCAGAACGUCGUCUUAAAUGACGUUCCUGUGGGUAACCAGAUCCCGGCGCCCCCAGAACUUCCCCAACUCCAAAUACGCCCGUUUCUACUGCCUCUCACAUUCCUUUUACUGCGAACACUGUUAUUGCUUUAUUUCUUUGCGCCUGCACGGAAGCCAUUCAUUGGCAUCCUGAUAAUGGGAUGGGCCUUGUAUGAAAUAUGGACUCGCCAUGGUUUUAACAGAUGGAUUGGUCCUGCAGCUGAAGAUCAACGGCAACCCGCGGCUGGAGACGUAGCACCUAAUGAUAACCGGGAUAACCGGGCAAAUCGUCCAGCUGCGGCGGCCGAUGCCCCAGGUGCUGCUGCUGCUGAGCUCGGAGGAGUGGACGGAGCACAAGCGCCUUCUAUGGGAGUACUGGAUACCUUUGCCAACUUCAACAUACCCAACGAGGAACGGGGACUUGAGGGAACAGCAACAGAGCCGCCCACGUUUGGUCAGAAAUGCAUGGCAUUCGCGAUGUUGCUGGUGACGACAGUUCAUCCCGCAGUUUGGGAUCGACGAAGAGCUGUCCUACGCCGACGAGAAGGGCGAAUACGGACGGAAGCCAAUGCAAUGGAGGUCCGUGGCGAUGGCGAAGACACGGAAGAGAAUCGGCGCAGAGAGCGACGACGCGAAGAACUCGCUGCUCAACAUGCACGCCGACCUGGAUGGGUACAGCAGUAUGUUCGACGCGUCGUUGCAAACGAAUGGGUGGACGAUGAUUAGUAGUGUCGGCAGCGGAAGAAUUUUGUAUGAUAGAGUGAGUGGAUGGGUCACUAAGCUCUCAAGCAAUAGACAAAGCCCCCCCAAUUGCAAACAUACCAUAUCAGCGGGGGUUUGUGACUGCGUACUUAAAGAGUUUGUAUUUGUCUCCACACGAGUAUUGGAAAUGAAGGUAUAAUUUGUAUACGAUCU
Messenger RNA from Desarmillaria tabescens, 1780 nucleotides. RefSeq lists its product as uncharacterized. The transcript has 3 exons. Bases 35 to 1591 code for a protein of 518 amino acids. Lineage: Eukaryota; Fungi; Basidiomycota; Agaricomycetes; Agaricales; Physalacriaceae. Gene Ontology annotation, molecular function: protein binding. Gene Ontology annotation, biological process: endoplasmic reticulum unfolded protein response. The record is from RefSeq and is a predicted model, not a curated record.